This is a messenger RNA of Penicillium odoratum, 1647 nucleotides long. RefSeq lists its product as uncharacterized. The record is from RefSeq and is a predicted model, not a curated record. Lineage: Eukaryota; Fungi; Ascomycota; Eurotiomycetes; Eurotiales; Aspergillaceae. The transcript has 2 exons. Bases 1 to 1647 code for a protein of 548 amino acids.
AUGUUUGUGCCUGACCGCCCUGACUCGACCUCUGACCCUGGUGAUGAACGCGCGUUGGUCGCGAUAUCUUUCCCUGUCGAUGAAAUGUCUUCCUGGGGGACUUUGAUUAAUCCUGACAAAAGUCCUGCGCCAUUGCUGGAACAGUUAUGUCUAGGGAUCGCGCAGUUGAUGCCCCGGACAACAACUUACAAGACUCAGUCCUCCUUUGAUUCAAGUGGCACAACUGAUCUCACUCCCGAUCGAAUCGCAACAUUUUACCGCAAAGUGGGCGGAAACUAUGACCCUUUGUUUCUGGAUACUAAGUCCACUGCGUUAUCGUUUAUUUAUCAGUCGCUCGGCUGCUUCCACAGCCUCCAGCCUUCCAACAAUCCAUACGAACCACCCUCCGUUCCGUCAUUACUGCCAGCUGGGUUUGUGAGAUGGCAGACAAUUCAGUUGUUGAUGGAACCGGACGAGCACUGGCAGUACCUACAAAAUGCUGUUAGUAUGUGGGAUAUUGUUGACGCGAAGGGUAAGGUAUUCCCAAAGGAAAUCCCGAGGGAAGCUUUCCCCUCGGAGCCGGAUCCAGAGAUGCUGCAGUGGCAUGAGGGAGUAAGUCGACGACUAGAGUACGACUACAUGAAGCGCAGGACGCAGCGCGCUUCGCCGCCCGACUUUGCGGGAUAUCACUAUCGUUUCAGCGGCAAGGACCCACUGCCGGAUGAAGAGGAGUACUUCUCGCCUCCACCAAGACAGUCCACACAACGACAUCAUAGCUAUUAUGAGCCAGAUCGAUCCGGUCGGCGUCAUCACCAUCGUCGUCUCAGCGCCGAGUAUCCUGCAUUCACUGCCCGCAGGCCUGAGCCAGCUUUCGUACCACGGCCAGAUGGCGGCCGGUCCGGUUUCACCUCCCCUCGAGGUCCGUCGCCCUCUCCACGGAUGGAGCAUCCUCACCAUCGCACUAGAGAUCAUGAGCAAUCAACGUACUAUGGCCACUCAUUCACGUCGGAAAUGGAUGAGCCGCCAGAACCAGAACACGUCUCUGAUGAUACAAUACCCGAGGAAGAACCUGAACCGGAGCCUGAACCUCAACCCAGACAUCGGCCCCGUCGUAAUUUAUCCCCGCCGCGCUCACGUACGCGCCGUCACUCACAUGAAGCAUAUGCACGCAAACCAGCCCGCGACCUCUCACCCGCCGCACCGCGAAGAAGCAGUAGAUACGACGAAACUCCCAUACCCAGGACAAGAAAGUCCAAUUCAGCCGGAACGCCCAAAUCCUACCGUCACAGCGAUCGUUCUCGGUCCCGUUCCUCUGGUGUCAAAUUCAAAGAGUUCAUAUUCGACGUCCCUCCUCCAGCCCCAGCCCCCGCUCCGGACCCAGCAAUGUACAUGCCCCAACGACCAGUCCCCCGCCACCGAUACAAUCUAGACCCAUAUGCAGAAGAUCCCAGACGAGGUAGCCAUAGUGGCGGCAGUACAGGAGGUAGCCAUCCCGGAAGCGGAGGAAGCAGUUCCGAACGACCACGUUCAUACAGUCAUGCUGGCUUUGCCUCUCGGACAUCUCGAUGGACGAGUCCCUCUCGAGGAUCGGCUAAGAGGUAUAUUCCGACUAGUCUUGCUGGAGAUGCGCAAUAUAUCUCCUCGCGGAGAAAUCCGCUAUAUAAAUGA